UUAAAUCAAUACUUCGGUCAUGCGUCGCAGACCCAUAUUGUUAGUAGCGUGGAGUAUAAUUUUCCUUUAUUUGUUAUGAGAAUGUAAUAUUAUGUUACUACGGUAUUAAUAAUGAAUAGAUUGUGUAAAUGGCUACUGACGGUGAGGAUGGAAGUCUUUUUGAUCUGGACACAGUGCGGUCAUUACAUAAGACAGUAAUAGCAUUGAGAACAGCUCUUGAACGAUCAAAAGCUGAACUGGAAUUAGUCAGGAAAUCCUGUAGCGCCAUGGAUGAUAAAAAGAUUGUAUGUCAAAAUUCUGAAGAAACUGAUGAAAUUGAGUUAAUAUUUACAACAGAUGACACUGUAAAUGUGUCACCCAAUGAAGAUCUUGUUUCUUUCGAUAAUGUAUUGGAGACAGAUAUUUCAAAGUGUGGAGCAAAUUCCAAAGAAAUGACCAAUACGAAAUAUCUUAGCCCUUUAAGGCCAAUUUUAAAAGAUAUUACUCUAAAAACACAAGAAGUUGAAGCACAAACAGAUAUUACAGCUUUACCUUUGCAAUGGCGUUCUGAAGGAUUUUUAAUUAAUCAAACAAAAACUACAUCACCAAACACAACACUACCAUCAAAAUUUAUUGUACCAGCAGAUAAAAAUACAAGAAAACAAUGUUUGCGUGUGUCCAAAAAAACAACAGAAUCAAGAAGGGUUAUGUUGUCAGAUAUUAAUUUUACAAGUAUGGUACCUGAGUUAUCAAGAAGUGUAGACCAUUUAUGUAGACAACCUGGACCAAUUAGUCGUGAACCAUCAAGAUCUAAAUUUCCAAGAAGUCCUGGUUAUUAUUCAGUUGGUUCAUCAUCUUCACGGUAUGAUUUUGGUUCAGUAUUUUCAGUACAUUCAUCAUGUUACCGAUGCCAAGUAAGACCAUCAGUAAUGUCAUUGGAAGCACGCCAUAAUGCUUCAUGGUCAUCUGUACCAUCUUCACCUACUAAAUGUAGACGUUCAGCUAGUGUACCAUGUGAACCAUGUGCAUCCUUACAAGAUGUAAAAUAUUCAUCUACUGCUACAUUAAAAGCAGAAGAUGAAAUACCAAAAAAAAUAAAAAAUAGAGUAUCAUUUAAAGAAUUGGGUAAAGUGCGUUUAUCGAUGCCAGAUUUAAGAAAAUCUGAAGGUGAUUCAACUGAUUCACUUAUAGAAGAAUCUGAAUGUACUGUACGUAAUGCAAUAGAUUCUCUUAUCACUGGAUGCCCUACAUAUGUAAAGGAAUGCAAAAAGCACAGACGUUAUUCAGAACCGUAUCACAAUAAUAUAGAAUGUUGUUCAAUGUCUAUGCAUGGUAAACCUUAUUUGCCUAAAUCCAUUUAUGAUCUUCAACUGAAUGCUUUAGUCAAAGUGAUAACUAACUUUGGUAAAGUAGUAGGCGGACGAUUACGAUACAUAGGUCAUGUGGCUAAUAACACUGAGCCACUAGUAGGAGUUCAAUUUGAUCAUAAAAUUGGAGACUGUGAUGGAUCAUUAAAUGGGAUAAGAUAUUUUGAAUGUGGAAUUAAUAAUGGUCAAUUUGUUCCAUUCCAAAAAAUUGUUAUGGCUUGGAGAGAUAUUUAAAAACGGCGUUCUAUGAAUAGGAAAAUUGUAUUCUAUGUUUUUUAAUCAAUAAUAAUUAUUCAAUUAAUUCUUGUUGUGCAUUUACUAUAAUCAAAACUAAAUUAUAUCAUUAUUAGUGAAUUUACUGUUAAUAUUAAAUAAUAAUUAUUGUACCAUU
Sipha flava (yellow sugarcane aphid) is the source of this 1737-nucleotide messenger RNA. RefSeq lists its product as uncharacterized. Lineage: Eukaryota; Metazoa; Arthropoda; Insecta; Hemiptera; Aphididae. The transcript has 6 exons. Bases 129 to 1580 code for a protein of 483 amino acids. The record is from RefSeq and is a predicted model, not a curated record.